UGGGACUGUGAGCCCCGCCGUCUCGUGGAUCGGAUGACUCCUUUUCUUAUUUCUCUCUUUGUUUCUUCUACUACAAUAUCUUUUCUCUACCUUCCACUGCAGAACUAUCAAUAAGAGACAUUCUUCCAUCUAUCGAUACCGAUCGUAGUCGAGUCUCGUAUCUUAUCGCCCCGCUUCCCCACCAGAACCAUCGCCCGUCACCGUCAGCACGAUGGACACCCCCGUCGUCGACCACUCCUCUCUGGGCGCCUCGCCCACUGAACGGCGCAACUCGCUUGAGCGACACCUGCAGUUGCGUCCGGAGGCGAAGGAUCUGAAGGAUCGUCACAUCUUGUUGGAUACGAGCGUUGCUCCCUCCCUCCAAGCCGCCCGUCAAGACCUCGCCCGCCAGCGCACCACCGACGCCCUGAAGAAACAGCUCGAGCAUCGUCCCGAUCGGGAGGAACUGGUUGAGCGAAACAUCCUCCCAGACACAACCGCCGCCCCGGCCCUCCAGGCCCACGCCCGCGACCUCGACCGACAGAUGCGCGCUGAUCGCCUCGAUCAUAAGAUUCAGGAGAGGCCGAUGCCGGAGCAGUUGAUUGAGCAGGGGAUUUUGAGUCAGGAGGAGGAUCCGAGGAGGGGGGGUGUUUAGCCUUCCCUCAUUUAUCUGCCUAUCUGCUUAUCUACUUGGGGGAAAGGGUUUGGUUGUGGGUGAGUAGCUGGCUGGCUAGGUAGCUGGGCUUGGGAUGGCGUGAGAUGCAUGUUUUGUUU
Messenger RNA from Aspergillus campestris IBT 28561, 753 nucleotides. Its product is annotated as RPEL repeat-containing protein. NCBI's taxonomy places the organism in Eukaryota, Fungi, Ascomycota, Eurotiomycetes, Eurotiales, Aspergillaceae. The record is from RefSeq and is a predicted model, not a curated record. The transcript is spliced from 3 exons. Bases 212 to 634 code for a protein of 140 amino acids.